Molecule: messenger RNA, 1140 nt
Organism: Leptosia nina
Lineage: Eukaryota; Metazoa; Arthropoda; Insecta; Lepidoptera; Pieridae
Source: the annotation of a GenBank genome assembly
AUGGUAGUUAAUAUUUCUGAUUCCGAGUCGACAGUGACCGCACCUGACGACAGACCAUUAAUUAGCAACUCUUCUACGGACACUGCACCUACUUUAAGAGCUUAUAGUUCUGAUAGACAGGAAGACGUUAAUCCUGGUGGAACCAAGCAUACCAGUCACGAAGAUCCCAUCCUUGAAAUUCCCAUUAGUGAUGAUCCUUUAAAUAUUUUUCGACGACAAAUUGUUAUAAAAAUCACGUCUACUUCAACUAAUACAAAACCUACUGUUAGCAAGCCUUUUGAAGGAUAUUCGAAAGUUUCUGUAACUAUAAACGAGGCUAACCUAGAAGAAUCAGUAAUCAGCUUAAUUAAAAAAUACGCAGAUCCAAAAAUUCGCACAGGCAUAUUAGUUCAACCUUUAAAACAUAUGUAUGACGUUGUUCCUAUAGUGCAAAAUACAUUUAAAAGUGCAGCCAUGAAACUUGUUCUUGUAAAGCGACAAAUUGAGAAUAUAUCCGACUAUCUAAAUCAACAAGACACAAUUCGAAAGUAUCACGAAGCUCCACAUACACCAAACGAAAACGGUAUGAUUGAACGCUUUCAUAGUACCCUUCUAGAACAUUUAAGAAUAUUAAAACUUGUUCACAAAAAUGAACCGACUUCAAACCUUAUACCAUACGCGAUUUUAGCAUAUAAUAGUUCUAUUCAUAGUUUAACAAAAUGUAGACCUUUUGACAUCAUAACGGGACAUUAUGAUCCUAGAGAUCCCACGGACUUAAAUUUAUCGGAAAGACUUAUGCAACAAUAUAUGCAGAACCAUAAAAGUAACAUGCAGACAAUUUACAAUAUAAUACAUGACUCAUCAUUCGCGGAACGUGAAGCUAUCACUUUACGACAUAAUUCUCACAGAGAACCUGAGACAGACUAUGCACCUGACCAAACGGUUUACAUAAAUAAUCCUAUGACUUCUCGACGUAAAGUAGCUCCACGAUACUUAGCUGAUAAAGUGGUAUCCAACCAACCUAUCCAUAUUUACACCUCAAAGAAAAAGUUACCUGUUUCCAAAUCCCGUCUUAAACGGUUACCAAAAAGCAAUAAUUUGUUGCAGACUCCUCCUGACACUGAUGCUGGGCCUAGUAAUGGGUCGAGACAUAAAACUUGA